Dunckerocampus dactyliophorus (ringed pipefish) is the source of this 3539-nucleotide messenger RNA. RefSeq lists its product as uncharacterized. The record is from RefSeq and is a predicted model, not a curated record. Bases 103 to 513 code for a protein of 136 amino acids. The transcript has 3 exons. NCBI's taxonomy places the organism in Eukaryota, Metazoa, Chordata, Actinopteri, Syngnathiformes, Syngnathidae.
AGACUUUAAUGCCAUGAGACACCUUCCAGUGUCCAGUGUUUCCACCUGUCGGUCGCAGCUUCGUCUAAUCUCAUCCACUCGCUCUUUGGAUCGCCUGCUGCCAUGAAGGCGCCUCUUGUCCUGCUACUGGUCCUCUCUCUGGCUGCCCACACUGUUCGUUCCUGUUCUGUCUGCAAAGGCUCUGCCCUCAAAUGCCACACGUGCGCAGCAUCCAGCGAGGAGGACUGCAACAAACAAGGCUCGGCCUCCUGCCCACAGUACGCUGACGCCUGCGCCACCAUCAGUGGACCACACACUGUACUCAAGUCGUGCACCUACAAGGCUUUCUGCGACAAAGCUCAGGGCAGCAACUCUGGAGCUAAGAUGGAGUGUUGCUAUGGCGACAACUGUAACGGCCCACACAGGAGCCACAGUCAUGGUGAUCAGCACCACAGCAGCACAGCAGCCCUGACCAGCAGCCCUGCCCUGCUACUCGGGACCCUGCUACUGCGUUUACCCUUCUGUCAUGUGUAGACACACCUUCUUGUUGAAAAUAUAUCCUCCCAAACUUCUCUUUUGGAUCCCAUUUAUUCUCUUUUUAUCCCUACUGUGCCCCACUGAGAUUUUUACAACCGCGUUCCAAUAUAGACUUACCUGUAGAUCUGUUAUUGUAGACCUCACCUGUAGUUACCUGUAGGCCUGAGGGGAUGCAUAGUUUAUACACAAACUGUGUCAUUUCAACAUCCCAAGUUACUUUAGUUCAUUACCUCCAUGCACCAAGGAAGUUGCUUUCAUCUUGUUUGUGCUUCUUGCAACUUCCUUUCAGCAUUGUUUAACAUAUAAACCUGGAUUUUUAAUCAGACAAUUUUUAAUCAUUGAAAUGAAAUGUUAAAAUUUGGACAAAUGUGUGCAUUAUUUAUGGCAUAUUUUAAUAAAAUAACCUUCGCAUUUUUAUCAAACUCAUUUUAAUCUUCAAAGGGAAACAGAAAUUAUGAUUGUUUAAAAAAUGGUGGCGAUCUCGCCACUUAUGAAGUAUGUAAAAAAUAAAAUAUGCAAACAGAAAUAAUUACAUAAUUAAUAUAAAUAUAUAUUAUAUAUAUUGUUAGUAUUUUUAAUUCAAUGUGCAAAAUUAACGUGUUCAGACCCUGUCAGAUUUCUCUGAUUGUUUCGAUUUUCUUUACAUUUUAUUCCCUUUUACAGCCUUUUAGUUGCUAAGUUUAUAGAUUGUAGUCGUUCACUCAUUGAUUUGGUUGUUGACAAAUGUUUUGUUUUGUAGAAGUGUGUUCACAUUAAGGAAAAAGGCAACGGUAAAAAAGAUGCUGUAAAAAUAUGAACUUGAAUGAAUUCAUGUGUUUUUCUUUAAUAUUGCUAUCAUGCUAACUGUAUUUACUAAGGAUGUCCUGAUCCACAUUUUUUGGCUUCCGAUUCGAUCCGAUUCUUUUUAUAGUCUUGCCGAUCGGAUCCAAUCCAGUACUGAAUCUUUUUUUUUAAAUAAUAAGCCGUAGUUACAAACAUGAAUUUGUGGAAUUGAAUAUGGUUAUGAAAAUAGCUCUUUGAAGCAACCAAAGUAUUGCUGAAUUUACUUUUUUGUUACACAGCAUGACCAACAAUAUUGUUUGGCUUUUGUAACAAACCUCUGUGAGUCGGGUUCCGAUCCAAUAAAAGAUAUACAUCCAAUAAGCGCAGUAGUAAUUUAUUGACGGUCCGUAGUGUAAACAACCAGUGGUUAGAGCAGCACUUCCACUAUUAUUUUCCUUGAUUACCAGUGUAGUUCAUGCAAGACGCACUUUUAUUGACAGCUCCUCGUUGUGUGCUGCAGUGAAAUGCGUCCAAGUGGAAACGGCUGAACUAAUGUUCUGCACCACAGAGCCGCGUUUGACAAAAUUGUCCCCCAGCCUUGGGGGUGGCCACUGAGGUGGCCAGAGAGUGACCAAGGGUGGCCACAGCCACCCCUGGUCACCCCGUAGCGCCGCCACUGGGCCAAGGUGAAACCAUUACUCACGUAGGAGUGGCAAUAAGUUCAUACCUGAAAUAUCUACAUAGCGAAUGGUGUGGCCGGAGAGUGACCAAGGGUGGCCACGGCCACCAUUGGCCACGACCAUUGACAUAGCAGUCCAGGCACAGUAAGGGGAACUACCGCUGUAGCUACGGAGCUGAAUGUCUAACGUCCAACAUGAAACUAACUUCACCACGGUACACCCCGGACAUGUCUGCAUGGUGGUGUUGCAUUUUCUUCUUUGGGAGUGGAAGGAGUCAAGUGGCAAUGAGCUUUGAGGUCCAUUACCGCACCCACCAUGUUCUAGUGUGGCCGAGAGUUAUGAACAUGAUACGCAACCGCGUCGGCCCGAUCUCAUGGCGGAAGCCAAUAUUAUCCGAUCUACAAAAUACAGCGGGGCAGCCGAUCCUGAAGAUUGGAUUGGGACAUCCCUAGUAUUUACAGCUUUAAUUGUUUAUGUUUAUUUCAUGUCAGCUUCACUGAAGAAAAGAUGCAAGGACAUCUUUUUUUUCUCUACAUACCUCACAGCAUGAUGCACUAGAUUGUGUGGUUAAUGUGGCAUUUACGACCUUGCGCUCGACCCUGAAAGGCAAGAGGAAGGAAAAGUCUAAUGAAGACAGUGCAACUCUGUGACAUGAGCUUGAACUGACAGGAUAAGAACGCUACCUCACUGAUUUCUUAUCCUGUCACGUGGCCCCUAAGCGGGUGAUGAUGUGCUACCAUUUCUUCUUAACAGGAGGUCACAGCUCUUCACCAACCAGAUGAUAAACAGAUUGUAGAUCGAUAGAUAAAGGGAACAAAUUCAGUGCAUUAAUAUAUUUAACUGCUUAAUAGGGGUGUAACGAUUCAUCUACUACAUCGAUGUAUCGAUUUAUUUUCCUAUGAUCCAACUACAUCGAUCUGUGUUUGGCAAGUUGCCAUUCCGGACGACAUAUAUCGACCUAACAUCUUUUAAAGGUACCGGUAAUCACUCGAUUGCAUUGAUACUAGGAAACAAAGCAUUGGAUUUCAGCAGGGCAGGCUUUAUAUGGACUAGCACUUUUAAUGAUAAAGAUGUUGAACGUUACUCGAUUCAGUCUGCCUGUCUGUGACGUCAUCUCCACAUGCCAGCAGACAACAAAACGUAGCAUGGUGGAUGGCAGAGGACAAGCCGGCGAGCGGGAAAUAAUUAAGCCACCAUUGCGGUCCAGUGUGUGUAAACACUAUGGCUUUUUCAAAGAGGGAGAUGUUCUAAAUAAGUCACUCGCUUUUUUUAGGACAUGUAAAAGUCAAAUAAAAUACCACGACAAAACGAACCACCUCCUAAGGCGCCAUGGGAUUUCACACAACGCUGACCAGCAGGUAAAACUACUGUUAGUUCAACGUGAAGAGAUGUUGGUUGCACUUUAUUUUGAUAUUAAUAUUGUAUUGUUUUUACUGUAUGUUGAAAAACAAAAGCUGAGGUAGGUGCUUUUAUUGAAAAUGUAUUGAAUAUUGAAAAUGAGAGCAGAAAAGGUUAACCUUCUGUUAAUUCAACCUGAAGUGUUGUUUGCCCUUUAUUCAAAUAAAAUGUGAAUGCAUUUGA